UGCAAGUGUCAAAGACAAAAUGCCAAAGAAAAAAACUGGUCAAAGAAAAAAAGCGGAAAAGCAGAGAGAAAGACAGAGGGAAAUAAGAACACAAGAGAAAUCACUUGUGGAAAGGCCAUGCAACUACAUUAUGGAAUGUGAUUCGUGUAAGAAACAACAGAAGAAUCGAGCAUUUUGUUAUUUUUGUAACACCCUACAGAGACUUCCUGUUUGUGGACAGUGUGGUAAACAGAAAUGUUUAGCUAAGAUGGGUGACUGUGUUAUCAAGCAUCCAAAUCAACAUACAGUAGGACUGAACAUGGUGGGAGCUGUAUGUGAUUUCUGUGAAGCAUGGGUUUGCCAUGGUAGUAAAUGUUUGACUACACAUGCCUGCACAUGUCCGCUCAGAGAUGCUGAAUGUGCUGAAUGUAAAAGAUGUGUAUGGGACUUUGGUGGUAGAGUGUUUAACUGUUCAUACUGUAAUAAUUUUCUAUGUGAAGAUGAUCAAUUUGAACAUCAGGCUAGCUGUCAACAGUUAGAUGCUGAAAGUUUCAAAUGUGUAUCCUGUAAUAAACUAGGUCAGGUGUCAUGUCUAAGGUGUAAGAUUUGUUACUGUGAUGACCAUGUGAGAAGAAAAGGUUUCAAGUAUCCUAAAGGUCAACCUAUUCCAUGUCCCAAAUGUGGCUUCAACACGCAAGAAACAAAGGAAAUGAGUAUAAAUACUAGGAAGUAUGACUAUGGUAGACAGAGGAAUGAUGACCAGGACGGGUAUGGCUAUACGUAUGAUGAUUAUGCUGGGUAUCAAGACCAUGACUUUGGAGGUGCUAGUGGGUUCUCCUUUGGUGGAGUAAAGUAUGAGGAAGAGGAUGAUGAAGAUGAUGACGAUGAUGAUGAAGAUGAUGAGGAUGAUGAAGAUGAUGAUGAGGAAGAAGAGGAGGAGGAGGAGGAAAAAGAAGAUUUAAAAGAUGAGCUUGAGAAAUUGAAAGUGGAUGCUGCCAAAGAUGUAAAAACAGUUUAAAGUCUGUGAUCCAGUUUUAAAAUAAUGUAUUUAUCUAUAUACAUGUACCGAAGUGCUACAAAAUAUUUAUAUCAGAAACAAAGAUUAUUUAUAUAUUAAAUUAUCCUUGUU
This is a messenger RNA of Mytilus trossulus (common blue mussel), 1108 nucleotides long. RefSeq names its product zinc finger protein 330 homolog. The record is from RefSeq and is a predicted model, not a curated record. Lineage: Eukaryota; Metazoa; Mollusca; Bivalvia; Mytilida; Mytilidae. The coding region runs from base 20 to 997 and encodes 325 amino acids. Gene Ontology annotation, molecular function: zinc ion binding. The transcript is spliced from 11 exons. Gene Ontology annotation, cellular component: nucleus.